Molecule: messenger RNA, 1482 nt
Organism: Auanema sp. JU1783
Lineage: Eukaryota; Metazoa; Nematoda; Chromadorea; Rhabditida; Rhabditidae
Source: the annotation of a GenBank genome assembly
AUGGUGUUGGCAGCCGUACUGUCUAUGCUACGUUAUGUAGCGGGGUCAGAUGAUCGAGAUUUUGUUGACAGACUUCAUUCCUACUUCACUUGUAAUAUUCUCAUCGGAUUAUCUGUUCUAGUUAGCUUCAAGCAAUUCGGUGGUAAACCUAUAGAAUGUUUGGUGCCUGAUACUUUCACUAGCUCUUGGGAGCAGUAUGCAGAAAAUUACUGCUGGUCGCAGGAUACGUAUUUUAUCCCUAUGGGCCAGGCAGUGGCAGGGUUAGAUGGGGCUUACAAAAGACAGCGAAAGAUCAGUUAUUAUCAGUGGGUUCCUUUUUUCCUUCUGAUUUCCGCUGCAUGUUUCCGACUGCCCAGCUUGAUUUGGAAGUACAUGGCUGGACAUUCAGGGAUAAAAAUUCAUGAAGUUGUUCGCUUGUCUUCCGAUCCCAACAAUAUCAAACCAGACAUUAAGAGAGCGAAUAUCAAGUCGUUAACAGUACAUCUGCAGGGAGCUUUGAGGUUCCAUCGUCGUCUACACAGAAAGCAAAUUCGUCCACAUAAAUUCUUCUGGUUAUUCAAUUUACCUUAUUCUGCAUUUUUUGUAACGUCUAUGUAUCUGUUUACCAAGUUCUUUUACUUAGCUAAUGUAUGUUUACAACUUCUACUGAUGAACAAGUUCUUAGAAACUGACAAGUAUUAUAUGUACGGAUUAGGAGCUGUUUGGGAUCUAGUCAACGGUACAACUUGGCAGCAAUCUGGUGUUUUCCCCCGUGUCUCUUUAUGUGAUUUUGAUGUUCGUGUUAUGGGUAACGUUCAAGAGCAUACAAUACAAUGCGUGUUAGUUAUAAAUAUAUUCAAUGAGAAGAUAUUCAUCUUUCUUUGGUUCUGGUACCUCAUGCUUGUGGUAUUCACCGCCGGAUCAUUCUUGUAUUGGUUAUUCGUAUCUUUGAUUCCAUAUCCUAACCAACGGUUCAUCAAUAGGCAUUUGGAAAUGAGCGAAAUGCCUUUCGAUCCUAUUGAAUCUGCUGGAGAUGUUGAGAAGUUUAUCGACAGUUUUCUUAAAACAGAUGGCGUUUUUGUAAUACGGAUGCUUACUUUACAAUCAGGAGUUAUUUUUGGAACAGACCUGGUUCAAGCACUGUGGGUUUCUUUCUUCGGAAUAGAAAAUAAGUUAAAACGCUCCAACUCCUUACCGGGAAUUCAAGAACAACAACCAGUUUAUUGGCCUCCACCACCCCUUUCCGUUGCUGAACAAGCAAAACGAAACCAAGAUGAGAAUGCGCUGAGAAUGAGGAAAGCUCUUGGAGCAAACAUAGAAAACAGCAUGAUGGCUCAAGACCUUCUUGAGAAAAUGACGUACAUACCGAAACAACAACAACAAGCCCGAGUUUUGAUGAUGCGUAAGCGCGAAAUGGAGGAUGAGUUGUACGGGGCAGUGGUGAAACCUGACGUGAACGAUGAAGAACACCAAUCUCUUUUGGAUAAAGACACUGAAGUCUGA